Messenger RNA from Ctenopharyngodon idella (grass carp), 3318 nucleotides. RefSeq lists its product as uncharacterized. Lineage: Eukaryota; Metazoa; Chordata; Actinopteri; Cypriniformes; Xenocyprididae. The transcript is spliced from 11 exons. The record is from RefSeq and is a predicted model, not a curated record. The coding region runs from base 1576 to 2547 and encodes 323 amino acids.
UACUGUUUAUCACCAUUUUGUUUUCCGUUUAUUUUGGGCGGGCCUGAAAUCAUGGCUCGAUGACGCACUGCAGCCACUGAGCAUGGCUCCUCCCCCAACACUAGAGCGCAGUAGUUCGCCCGUUCAGCUAGCCCAGCUUGUUAGCUAGCUAGCUAUGCCUUCGACACGUAAAUGCAUAUUACCUGGUUGCGAAAAUUUACAAAACAGCUCGGUCUCCUUAUUUAAAUUUCCUAAAAACGAUGAUAUCAAGAAGAGGUGGAUUAAUUUUGUGAAGCGCCACAUUGAUGGAGAGCUGAGGAUCACCACCAACACCCGCCUCUGCAGUGAACAUUUUACACCGGAUAGUUUUACAAACUUUCAUCGGAGACAGCUGGGAUUCACUGAUAAUCCGCUUUUGCUGGUGAAUGGGGCCGAACCGACUAUCUUCCGUCCCGGUCUUUAUCUUCCUGUCCCGCCGACAUCUGGUGCCACAGUCGGCAGUACGUGCCCACCAAUGAGUCAGUCCCUUCCAACCACAAGAGAGACAAAGUGCCAGUGUGACAACAUGCAGAAAGUCACCAGAGAAGUUGGAUGUCAGACAGACCACUUUGAGGGGGAAAGGACUGUAGACACACAACUGUCUAAAAGAACACUAAGCAGCGGAAAGAAUACAGGUUCUCAAGCUAUGGUAGCCAUGAGGAGUGUUGCUGUGGGCAACACCACAUCCAAGCUUCCUCCGCUCUGUUCUUCAACUCCACUUAAGCGAAAAGCAGUAUCACCUGAUAGACCACCAAAGCGUCCUCUCUUGGAGUUUCCCUCUUUUCAGGAAUCUGUAAAUGGUUUCAACAUGGCAGAUCCUGAUGACUCCACUUGUCUCCCCAGCAUGUCUGAAUUGGUUGACACUACCAGUGAACGAGCACCAACCAAGACACCGCAGGACAUGGUGAAAUACUUGGUAUACGAGGAUUGCCUGCUUGAGCUUUUUAAAAUCUGCCCCACCUGCUCAAGUGUCUGCAAGGUAGUCACAUUUGUAAAAGGAACAUUCCUUUCUGUGACCCAGAAGUGCCUUCACCAGAGUUGUUCAUACACCAGACAGUGGAAGAGUCAACCACUUCUGGGCAGCUCUCCAGCAGGGAAUCUGCACCUAUCAGCCGCUGUCUACUACACAGGCUCUUCCUUCAUCCAGACUAACAAGGUGCUCAAUGCAAUGCAUGUGAGAACCUUCACCAGAAUGUCACAUCGAAAUCACGUGCAUAACUACAUUCUGCCUUCCGUGCUGCAUAAAUGGCGAUCACACCAGACCGACCUGCUUGAGGGACUAAAACAGAGCGAAACUGUAUCUCUUGGUGGUGAUAUGAGAGCCGACAGUCCAGGCCAUUGCGCAAAGUAUGGCUCAUACUCCAUGAUGGAUCUCAGCACAAACAAAAUUGUUGAUAUCCAGCUCAUACAGGUAAAUAGAUUAUAAAAACUAAAAAAUGCGCUCAGCAGAGCUGGACCUCCACCAAGUAGGCAGACCAGGUAUUUGUCAGGGAAACUCUUGGGACAUUUUCAGUAAUUAAAUUUCAGAAUUUUGAAGUCUGUACUUAAAGAAAUUAUAUGUCUGUUUAUGAUCCACAGAGCAAUGAAGUGGGAAGCAGUGUCUGUAUGGAAAAGGAAGGGCUUAUCCAGAGUCUGGAAUUUCUUGAAAGAUCUGGUGUCAAAGUAGCUUCCCUGGUGACAGACCGACACACCCAGGUUCAAAAGUUUGUCCGGGAACAGAAACCAGACAUUGCCCACUUUUAUGAUGUAUGGCAUUUAUGUGAAGCACUCACUAAGAAGUUGGAUGCCAUCUCCAAGAAGAAGGACUGCAACAAGAUCAAAAUGUGGCAAAAGAGCAUCAAAAAUCACCUCUACUGGUCAGCAUCCAGUUCAUCCAAUGGAGAGGAAACAGUGGCAAAAUGGACAUCACUUCUCAACCACAUCCAGAAUGUGCAUGUGCAUAAAAAUCCACUCUUCCCCCAGUGCCUCCACCCUCCUUCCUCUGACAAAAACAAGUGGCUGAAGCCUGGUAUGCCACUAUCAACAAAGGCCUCCUACAAGCUGGAGAAGGUGCUAAUGAACAAGCGUGUUCUUGGUGAUGUGAAAAAGCUGAGCCCUCGCUACCAAACAUCUGCCUUGGAGGGGUUCCACAGCGUGAUUCUUAGGUUCGCACCAAAAAACGUGGCUUUCUCAUACUUAGGGAUGCUCUGCAGACUUUACCUGGCCGCGUUGCAUUUCAAUGAAAAUUCUAGCCAUACCCAAGUGAGGACUGCAGCAGGAGAACUGCAGUUCCAAAUUAAAUUUCCCAAGGCCAAGAGAGGGGAACAUGUUGUGUCCAUGGUGAAGACCAAAUAUACUACUGAAUAUGUGACUGAGCUUACGGACCUCCUCUUUAACGAGGUUAUCCAUGACCCUGCACCCUUUGUGGCUAAGAUGAAAGCAGUGGCUGUUUCUGGAUUCCUGUGUUCACAGUGUGAGCGACCUGAGAAAUCAGAUGCAAUUGCUAGCCAUGUGUCCAGGUUGGGUGGGAACAGCUCCAACACAUGGUGACCCAACACCCAUCUAACCCAACAAUCCCUUUUCUAAUCAAUCAGCUGUUUUCUUCCAACAUUUGUCGGUGUCUUCCUCCAGCAUAUCUGAAUGCCUCUGUGUUCCUGUGACUUAUUUCCUGUCUCAGUCCAUCCCUGCUCUAGAGCCCCACCAGCCUCCAUUUCAAAACAGUCUUAAAGAACGGGACCCCAGAAGAUGACAGUUUGAUCAUUUUGGCUGUAUGUGUGGACCAGAACAUAGACAACAGUUUUUUGUUUUUAUUUCCUGUGAAUUUUCAUGACCAUAGAGCUAAUUUUUUAGAAUGACUAAUCAUCCAGUGAUUUCUUAUGCCAUUGAUUAAAAAAAAAAAAAAAAAAAAAAAAGGUCUGUGUUGGUUGAUUGUAUAGGUUGAGAAACCCACUUAUAAGACAGCUGCAGAAUGAGCUGCUCUUCAUUGUUUGCAGUUAGUCCUACAUGACAGUGGAUGUGGCUCAGGAAGAUGAGGGAUGCACACAGAUGCCUCAGUUAUUGGUCUGUAUUCAUAGGCUAUUGUAUGUGUCAAAUUAUAUUUAUUUGUGGAUCUUUUACCCCACCUUAUGUAUGUACUGCUUUGCGCUUUAGUGAAAGUGGUGUUAAUUGAUUAUGAUUGUUGAGGUCUAUAAGCACCAAGAUGCCUGCUUUUAACCAGAGAUUGCUGGUUAAAAAUGCUGAUGAUGCCUUAGUUUUUAAACUUGUAUGUUUCUACCUCACCCUCUUGCUGUUUUUAAAAUAAAUGCAUUUUUAUAUUCCAGA